ACAAAUUCUAAAAAACAGCAACAUCAUUGUUCAACGCUGAAAUUAAAUUUGUUUUAAGCGAAAUUCAAGCUUGCUACUGCAUUAAAAUGGAAACCUCCGUCAAAGUGACUCCCCAGAUGCCGAGCAGCUUCAAGGAGUUUGCCGGCCAUGUCGAGCCCCGGGACGAGAACUGUGCCGCUCAGCUUCGUUUCGGCCACCCCCUGAAGCAGUCGGAACUGAAUUACGACCAGCACCGCCAGAACCUGAACCUGCAGAUGCUCCGGAACCGGGAAGGGCUGGCCGCCCCCCUCAAGCUUACCAUGGAGCUCAAGUCGGUCUCGAAGGUGGGCCAUCUGCCGUUCCUGCCGUCGACGAACGUGGCCCGGGAUGUGCUUACGGGGCGCGAUGAGCUGAUCGAUUACACCGACAUCUUCAACCUGGCGGAGAACUCGGAAAUCAUGGCCCAGCCCCAUGCCGUCAUGGAGAAGAAUUUGGGUAUUUUGUAAGGGGUUUGUGAUUAAGCUGUGAGUGGAUGUUAAGUUAUGCGGUUGGAGGAUAUUUCGUAUGCUUUGAAUAAACAUUUCUCGAGAAUAAAACUGGA
Culex pipiens pallens (northern house mosquito) is the source of this 580-nucleotide messenger RNA. RefSeq names its product proteasome maturation protein (gene Pomp). The record is from RefSeq and is a predicted model, not a curated record. Gene Ontology annotation, biological process: proteasome assembly. The coding region runs from base 87 to 485 and encodes 132 amino acids. Gene Ontology annotation, cellular component: cytoplasm; nucleus. NCBI's taxonomy places the organism in Eukaryota, Metazoa, Arthropoda, Insecta, Diptera, Culicidae. The transcript is spliced from 4 exons.